Messenger RNA from Rotaria sp. Silwood2, 1563 nucleotides. Lineage: Eukaryota; Metazoa; Rotifera; Eurotatoria; Philodinida; Philodinidae. The record is from the annotation of a GenBank genome assembly.
AUGAUGUUAGCUCGGUGUACAUGUAAUAAUACAGUUCUUCGAUUUGUUGUUUUGUCAUCGUCAUUUUCACGAAAUCGGCUUAAUCGAUCUUCACUACAUCAAUUUUUUCGUAUAAUUUCUUCGAAUUUUUCUUAUAAUUACCCCACAUUCACUAUACCAUUAUCAUCGACUAACGAUUCCACAAUAUUUUAUUCUUGUCGUUCAUUUUCAAUAUCUUCAAGUCGAUUAUCACCUCCUGUUGUUCAAUUUAAAUUAUCUGAUAUUGGUGAAGGUAUACGUGAAGUUGAAGUUCUAGAAUGGUAUGUUCAAGUAGGUGAUAAUGUCAAACAAUUCGAUAAGAUUUGUGAAGUUCAAUCGGAUAAAGCUAAUGUAACAAUAAUAUCUCGAUAUGGUGGAACUAUUGUUAAACUUCAUCAUAAAGUUAGUGACACAGCUAAAGUUGGUCAACCACUUGUUGAUAUUAAACUUGAACAUGAUAUUGAUGUAUUAACAGGAACUAAAACUGCAACUAUUAUGCCAGAAGAUACAUUUGAUAAUACAGCUUUAAAUAAAAAUUCCUCAAUUAAUAUUUUAGCUACUCCUACAAUUAGACAAAUGGCUAAAGAAUUACAAAUUUCGUUAAGUGAUGUUCAAGGUACAGGAAAAGAUGGAAGAAUAUUAAAAGAAGAUUUAAUUCAUUUUAAAUUAUCAAAAUCAACAUCAUCUAAAACCUCACCUACAAUUUCUCCACCAUCACCAACAACCGUUAAACAAACAACAAUAUUUCGUCCAGCGCCAAUACCUUCUUCAUCAAGUCUAAAAAAAAUGACUAGUCGUUCUCAAACAACAUAUAUUACUGAUAGAAAUGAACCAAUAAAAGGUAUUCAUAAGACCAUGAUUCGAACAAUGACUCAAGCUAAUUUAGUACCACAUUUUACUUAUUGUGACGAAUAUGAUAUGACACAAUUAAUUAAAUUAAGAAAACAAUUAAAAAAUUCAUCAGAUAAUAAACAAAAACUCGAAUUUUCUUAUAUGCCAUUUAUAAUAAAAGCAUGUUCACAAGUUUUACUUGAUUAUCCCAUUCUUAAUGCUCAUGUUGAUUCAAAAUGUGAAACAAUAACGUAUAAAGGUUCUCAUAAUAUUGGUAUUGUAAUGAUUACAAAAGAUAGUUUAUUUGUACCAAAUAUAAAAAAUGUUCAACAAUUAUCAAUUACUCAAAUUACAAAUGAACUUAAUCGUCUUCAACAACUAGCGCAAAAUGGAAAAUUAUCAACAGAAGAUCUUACAAGUGGAACAUUUUCAUUAUCAAAUAUUGGAGCUAUUGGUGGAACAUAUACUGUACCUGUUCUUCUUUCACCUGAAGUAGCUAUUUGUGCAUUAGGAAAAAUCGUCCGACAAGCAGUUCCAGAUGAAGAUGAUGAAAGUUCAAGUGAUGAUGAAGAAUAUUACUCAUCUCGCGUUCGUUCAAUAAUGUCAGUUAGUUGGUCAGCUGAUCAUCGUAUUAUUGACGAAGCAACAGUGGCUCAAUUUUCAAAUCAACUCAAAUUUUUACUUGAAAAUCCACUUCAUAUUCUCAUUAAUUAG